Boleophthalmus pectinirostris (great blue-spotted mudskipper) is the source of this 565-nucleotide messenger RNA. RefSeq names its product cystatin-A-like. Gene Ontology annotation, molecular function: endopeptidase inhibitor activity. The record is from RefSeq and is a predicted model, not a curated record. The transcript has 3 exons. Bases 171 to 440 code for a protein of 89 amino acids. Lineage: Eukaryota; Metazoa; Chordata; Actinopteri; Gobiiformes; Gobiidae.
AAGUUUUGGCAAGAGUUUGACAUUUUAUAAUAGUCUUGAAAUGUGAUACCUGACUUACAGAUAAAAGGUGUGCACUGUCGAUACGCCCCCACUGAUCGAUCACCACCACCUUAAAACAGCGUGCAGACAGAACGCAGCUACAGUCCUGAUACUGCGAACAAAUCAGAGACAUGGAGUCUGACCAAACUGGAGAAAUCGGAGAUCCCCAACCUGCAGACGCAGAGAUGCAGACCAUCUGUGACUCUGUGAAGAGUGAAGUGGAGAAGCUCACAGGAGAGAAUUAUAAGAUUUUCAGAGCCUUAUCCUACAAGAAACAAGUUGUACUGGAUAUAACUACUUCAUCGAGGUCUUCAUUGGGAACGGCAAAUAUCUGGAGGUGGAUGUGUUUGUGGGGCUGCCUCACAUCAGCACUGGACCAGUCGUCACCAAAGUCUGGCUGAUCCUUAAGAAAAAAGUCCCACUUAACCCUAAAUAAUGCACCAACUUGAUUCUAUAUAAGUUUAUAAUCUGAUACCAAAUCAAUGAUGUCAUAUGUUUCAUAUAAACAGUUAUGGUGCACACUUCA